This is a messenger RNA of Psammomys obesus (fat sand rat), 972 nucleotides long. RefSeq names its product olfactory receptor 12-like. NCBI's taxonomy places the organism in Eukaryota, Metazoa, Chordata, Mammalia, Rodentia, Muridae. Bases 1 to 972 code for a protein of 323 amino acids. The transcript has a single exon. The record is from RefSeq and is a predicted model, not a curated record. Gene Ontology annotation, biological process: sensory perception of smell; G protein-coupled receptor signaling pathway. Gene Ontology annotation, cellular component: membrane. Gene Ontology annotation, molecular function: odorant binding; olfactory receptor activity; G protein-coupled receptor activity.
AUGGCCACAGCAACCUACCAAAAUGGAAGCCUCUCAGCAGCGUCCUUGCAGGAGUUUGUGCUGGUGGGGUUUGGGGGAGGUGCAGAGACCCAGGCCCUGCUCUUUGCUGUCUUCCUGGUGCUAUAUGUGGUGUCCGUCCUGGGAAACGUCACCAUGAUUGUGGUCAUCACCAUGGAUGCCCGCCUGCACUCCCCCAUGUACUUCUUCCUCAAGAACCUGUCCUUUGUCGACCUCUGCUACUCCUCUGUCAUCGCCCCCCAAGCCAUGGCCAACUUCCUCUCCUCCUCCAAAGUCAUCAGCUUUGAGGCUUGUGCCACGCAGUUCUUCUUUUUCUCCCUUCUGGGCACCACUGAAGGCUUCCUGUUGGCAGUAAUGGCCUAUGAUCGCUUCAUGGCCAUCUGCAGUACUUUGAGGUAUCCUGUGACCAUGUGCCCCAUGGCGUGUGCCCGAUUGGCCCUGGGUACCUACUGUGGAGGCUGCCUGAACUCCAUUGUGCAGACCAGUCUCACGUUCCAGUUGCCCUUCUGCAGCUCCAACCGUAUUGACCACUUCUACUGUGACGUGCUCCCAUUACUCAGGCUGGCCUGUUCAGACACAACUCUCAAUGAGCUCGUAAUGUUCGGUAUCUGUGGGCUCAUCAUUGUGUCUACUACUCUUGUCGUCCUUAUUUCCUAUGGCUACAUCAUAGUGACCAUUCUCAGGAUGCACAGAGGAGCAGGAAGGCACAAGCUCUUCACUACCUGUGGUUCACACAUGACAGCUGUGUCUUUGUUCUAUGGAACUGUAUUUGUCAUGUAUGCACAGCCAGGAGCUGUGGCAUCCAUGGAGCAGGGCAAAGUGGUCUCUGUCUUCUACACCCUGGUCAUCCCCAUGCUCAACCCCCUCAUCUACAGUCUGCGCAACAAGGAUGUGAAGGACGCCCUAAAAAGACUGGGGCAGAGACACAGCCUUGUGAGGGAUGGUGGCCAGUGA